GCAGGUGCAGCUUUUCUCUCGUCCACUGAAGCAAAGUAACGUUUUCUCCCAGCGGAAGGCUCUUAUCAGCUCAACUUUUGCGUGUUACCAGCGUUUCGAGGUCGAAGUGCAAGAGCCGAGUUCUGAGGAAGACACCUGGACUGCCGGAACCAGUUUAUUUGUAGAUUUGUAGAUUCCGGUUAUUAGGGAGGACUCAGCAAAAGCGAGAACAUUAAACAGAAGAAGAAGAGGACAGGCGGACUUGUGCUGAGAAAUGGAGAGCCGAACUUGGGAGAAGCUUGACACAUUGCUGUCCGUGCUGACGCUGCUGUGUCUUUGCCCAGGUCUUCUGGCCCAGCUUCAGUUACCCCAGACAAAUGUGGUGGUGAUUCAGGGGCAGACAGUAGUCCUUCAGGCCUUAUACACAGGAAGUGACCUCAGUGCAGCCACUGUCAUCUGGAACUACUUGAAACAGCCCAAAAUAGUCAUUUCUUAUACAAAUGGGGUUAUCCACAGCCCUGAGUAUAAAGACAGAGUGGGCUUUGUCAAUCAAAUGCCCAAUAACAAUCUGUCAAUCUAUAUCAAUAGCACGGUUGAAUCAGAUUCGGGACUAUAUAUGUGCCAGAUUGUACUUCCUGGGAGUGUUGAAAGUCCAAAGGAGCUGACACUUGAUGUGAUGGUUCCUCCUGCCAUGCCCAUUUGUAAGCUGCAAGGAAAGCCAGAAGUCAAAGCUAACGUCACACUCACCUGUGCCUCCAGCUCUGGCAAACCUGUACCCAAAUACAAGUGGUCCAAAACCAGCCCAACCUCUGCGUUCUUCUUCUCCCCCAUGCUCAAUGAAGUUACAGGCACACUAAAGCUGAAUAACCUGAGUAGGAAUAUGUCAGGGAAGUAUGAGUGCACAGCCUCCAACUCUGCAGGAGAGGCCAAGUGUUACAUCAACUUGGAAGUCACCACCUCAAAUAAAGCUGGGGUGAUAGCUGGUGCCACGGUGGGUGCAGUGGUGGGCCUCAUCCUCAUUAUCCUUGUAAUCAUUUUCUUGUGGACAUGGAGAAGGAAGGACGCAGAGGAAGAUCUGGCCAAUGAUAUUAAGGAGGAUGCUCAGGCCCCUAAACGUAUGUCAUGGGCAAAGAGUGGCACAGGUUCAGACAUUUUCCCUAAAAAUGGCACGCUGUCAUCUGUCCGCUCCAGCCCUCUUCCUCAAGACACACAUGACCACCACCAUCAUUACCCUGUCACACAGCCCACUUCCGACACAGCCUCCAUCAUUACAGGCAGCACAAGCUAUCGGCCCCAACCCACAGGCAUCUCCAACACCCCGGAACAUGCUCUGCCUGGCUACAACACCAACACCACAGUGCCACGCAAUCCUCCAGCACCUGCCAGCCCUAACGGAGGCUCCCUACCUAGGACUGAAGUUCUUCAGUCUCCAACCUCACACUAUGUUCCUGCCCCAAGUGGAGUGAGCGCCGCCAACCUCUCCCGCAUGGGAGGCGUGCCCAUUAUGGUUCCUGCACAGAAUCAAGCUGGUUCUCUCGUUUAGGGCUGAAAUGCUUUGGCUGUUUAGAGCAUCCCCUGCUGGAACUCACACUGGAAAUGACUGAAUAUGGAGGUUGUUUGAUAGUUUUUUCACUGACUGUCCUGAAAAUAUGCAGUAUAAUGCUAUCUUAUUUGCAGAAUUGACUUUAUGUUUUAUAUAUAGACAUAAAACCACUGUUUUAAUUACAUCAGUUCUAUUAUUUCAUGCAUUCACUAUCGUUUUUACAAUGUUUUUCAGGAAAGUUACAGAAAGUCUGCUCUUGCUGUGACGUGACUGACAUACACACAUUACUCACUGUUAGCUAGAAUGACUUCUUUCAUUUGUGUCUUAAAUAUGUUAAAACAUCUAGAUAGAAAUUUAGGUCUAAUACACAUUACAUGUUUUAUGUAAAAUCUUUUUAUAUUAACCUUAAAAUGUACUUGUACAUAACUAAUCAACAAAACCAGAGGAAAAUAAAAGCACUGAACUGGC
Molecule: messenger RNA, 1990 nt
Organism: Neoarius graeffei (lesser salmon catfish)
Lineage: Eukaryota; Metazoa; Chordata; Actinopteri; Siluriformes; Ariidae
Gene: esama
Product: endothelial cell adhesion molecule a
Exons: 8
Coding region: 254-1522 (422 amino acids)
Biological process (GO): homophilic cell-cell adhesion
Cellular component (GO): plasma membrane; adherens junction
Molecular function (GO): cell-cell adhesion mediator activity
Source: RefSeq, a predicted model, not a curated record